Molecule: messenger RNA, 1761 nt
Organism: Rhizoctonia solani
Lineage: Eukaryota; Fungi; Basidiomycota; Agaricomycetes; Cantharellales; Ceratobasidiaceae
Product: Reverse transcriptase from mobile element jockey protein
Exons: 2
Coding region: 1-1761 (586 amino acids)
Molecular function (GO): nucleic acid binding; RNA-DNA hybrid ribonuclease activity
Source: RefSeq, a predicted model, not a curated record
AUGUAUCUUGGGUCCAAGGAAGCCUUGUCGUGCCUUCAAGCUCUAGGGCUGGACUUUGAGCUGGAAAAGUGCAAACUCAUUCACUUUGCCAAAUCAGGUCAGUCCCUUAAAGACAACCCACCAAUCAACAUACCGCGCCCAACAGGCGUUGCCCACAGGGUCUUUGCCACCACUACAACCAUUCGAUGGCUUGGUUUCUUCCUCGACCGGCGACUUGACUUCAAAGACCACGUCAAGAAAUGCGCAAUUAAAGGGCUAUCCGUCAUAUCUGGCCUCAAGCUCUUGGCCAAUAUUGUCCGUGGACUUUCCGUCGCUCACGCGCGCAUCCUAUUCAAAGCCUGCGUACUCCCAAUCCUCACAUAUGGUUCUGCUAUCUGGUAUAGAGGCACACAACAGAAUGGUCUUAUUGAACCCUUAGUUAAGGCCCAGAACGUUGGCCUAAGAUGGCUGUUAGGUGCCUUCCGAACGUCACCCAUUGGCGCCCUCAAACAUCUUGCCUCAAUCCCACCCAUGCACAUUGCCCUGGCCAGACUAUCCAGGAACGCCUCCACCCGCCUCUCCACGCUUCCUCCUUGUUCGGAAGUUGCCCAACGUCUCCCCCGCAAAUGGGACACUCACAACCCCGACCGCCCCGACUGCUUGAGGUCCAAAACCAAAACCCGCGUUUCACCUAUUGUCCACCUAGUGGGACUUUCCCACCCCAAGUGCAAAAAUAUCAUACCAUACCUAGUACCACCCUGGGAAGCCCCUCACUCUUGGGGCAAUCGUCUCAAAUCCUACCCUCCACCAAAACACCUUUCCCGCAAUUCCUGCAAAGAAUUUGCCAAAAAACUUAGACGGCAAAUCACUUCCCUCACCACCGACGAAUCCGUAGUCUGCUUUACCAACGGUUCCAAACGGGUGGUCAAUGGAUGUUGCCGUGUAGGGAUAGGGUUCACCAUCCAACACCAUGGCGUAGAAAUCAACCAUAACUCAGCCAACCUUGGGCCAAGGUUUGAAGUUUUUGAUGCCGAAAUGCUUGCCCUAGCCCUCGCCCUUAAAACCGCAGCCUCUCAGGCAAGAAGACUCAACUCCCACUCAAUCAUCCUAUUCGCGGACAAUCAGGCAGCCGUCUCCUUGAUUACGUCUUUAGACAAACACCCAGGCCAAUUCGCCUCUAUCGCAUUCCGCAAAGCGGUCGACAAAUUCCUCCACGAAGCUCCCGAGAACCGGAUAAAAGUCUGCUGGGUACCAGGCCACAACGGAAUCGAAGGGAACAAACGGGCAGACCGACUUGCAAACGAUGGGGGCUCUAAACCCCCAAUCUCUAUCCUCAACCAAUCGCUCACAUGGUCCAAAGCCCAAUCCACCCACCAGGCGAGCCGUACCUGGGGUCGCGAAUGGGCGUCUCAACCACACUCGCUAUUUGUCACCAACCAUAUCCGACGUCCCCCAUCCCUCACGCUCGCUCGAUUUGCUAGGACAUACCGCGGGCACAGAUCGACUCAUGCACGCCUCAACCAGAUCAUUUUGGGCCACGGCUUCUUUGGCGAAUACCGCGAGCGAUUCCGCCCUGACGAUGACCCGAGCUGCCCCUGCGGCCAGCCCCGGCAAACUCUCGAUCAUGUCCUUCGCGACUGCCAUAUACACACUGAGGCUCGCAAUUUCCUCCGGAGGGUGUCCGGGCCGAUGCUUGACUCUAUUCUUUUCGGUACUCAAGCUGGCCUUGAGGCACUCGCUCAAUUCCUCGGCGCGUCAAACGCCUUCUCGCUCUACCCUUAG